AUGUCUAAUGAACAACCGGAAACUAAUAACGCAGUUAACUUUGAUAUCAUUAACCCUGUUCAAGAAACUCACAAUAAUGUGGACGAUCUUAAUUCAGUUACAAAUACUGGCAACGAUAAUCUCAUUGACGAGGACGAAUUUAGUGAGCAAGAAUCUGAGCUUGGGUUCAAUGACCUGGACAUACCUACGACAUGGGCUCCUUCGGGGGAAAUGUCACAGUUUCCAACUAAUAUUCAUAAAGGGAAAACACUGUCUAAGGAACAGAGAUCAAGUAUUUUGCGUAAUGAACCUAGGAACGCGAACAUUAAAUACAACCCCCCUGCUAUAGACAAACGGGAGUAUAAGUGUAUAUGUAUAACAGUUACAUCAAAGAAAGUGAAAGUUCGUUAUGUGAGAGAUUAUGUAUCUUCAACAAAGAACGAAGGCU
This is a messenger RNA of Racocetra persica, 427 nucleotides long. NCBI's taxonomy places the organism in Eukaryota, Fungi, Glomeromycota, Glomeromycetes, Diversisporales, Gigasporaceae. The record is from the annotation of a GenBank genome assembly.